Dentiscutata erythropus is the source of this 257-nucleotide messenger RNA. The record is from the annotation of a GenBank genome assembly. NCBI's taxonomy places the organism in Eukaryota, Fungi, Glomeromycota, Glomeromycetes, Diversisporales, Gigasporaceae.
AUGUCUUAUAGUGAGAUUGAAAAUUUUGAUAAAGAGUUAAUAGAAGAUUCCAAGUAUACAUUUAAUGUCAAUAAUAUAAAACAGGAAUUUAAAGAGGAAAUUCAUAAAGGUAACUCAUUUGUUAAUGAAUUAGUUGAAAAUAAUCAGAAUAUUGGAAAAAUUUCUCUGGCUUAUUUACAUCUUUACGGCAUUGGAGCUAAAGAAGACAUGCAACGAUCAUUUCUUUUAUACAACGAAACAGCUAAGAAUAACUAUGG